Molecule: messenger RNA, 1459 nt
Organism: Trifolium pratense (red clover)
Lineage: Eukaryota; Viridiplantae; Streptophyta; Magnoliopsida; Fabales; Fabaceae
Product: protein disulfide-isomerase like 2-1-like
Exons: 11
Coding region: 147-1229 (360 amino acids)
Biological process (GO): protein folding
Cellular component (GO): endoplasmic reticulum
Molecular function (GO): protein disulfide isomerase activity
Source: RefSeq, a predicted model, not a curated record
GUAUCUUCACUUAAAAAAUUAGAUCAGUUUUUUUAGUUAUAACAACAUCCACAACAAAACAAAAAUCACACGGAAAUCAGAUGCUGUUGAAGACAAACAAAUCCAACAGAAAAGAAGAAAAGACAUUGUAGAAAAUAGAAAUAGCAAUGCGGAAUAUGAUGAUGAUGUUAAACAUUGGAGCCAUGAUUCUUGCAUUUCUGGUUUCAACCGCUUCAGCCAAUGAUGUGGUUGCGCUCACAAAAGACACCUUCGAAAAUGAGGUUGGCAAGGAUCGUGCUGCUCUUGUUGAAUUCUACGCUCCUUGGUGUGGACAUUGUAAAAAGCUUGCACCGGAGUAUGAAAAAUUGGGGUUAAGUUUUAAAAAAACCAACACCAUUUUGAUCGGGAAGGUUGAUUGUGAUGAACAUAAAAGUGUUUGUACUAAGUAUGAGGUUUCUGGUUACCCUACAAUUCAAUGGUUUCCCAAGGGAUCACUAAAACCAAAGAUGUAUGAAGGCGCACGAACAGCCGAAGCUCUUGCUGCUUAUGUAAACAUGGAAGGAGGUACCAAUGUGAAGAUACAUUCUCUUCCAUCAAGUGUGGUAGUUCUCUCACCAGAUAACUUUGAUAAGAUUGUCUUAGAUGAAACAAAAGAAGUUCUGGUGGAGUUCUAUGCACCAUGGUGUGGUCAUUGCAAGGCCCUAGCUUAUACUUAUGAGAAGGUUGCUGCAGCAUUUCGGCUAGAGGAAGAAGUUGUCAUUGCUAAUGUUAAUGCGGACGAGUACAAGGAUUUGGCUGAGAAAUAUGGUAUUGUUUCCUAUCCCACAUUGAAGUUUUUUCCAAGGAACAAUAAAACUGGCGAAGAUUACGCUGGUGGUCACGAUUUGGACGCUUUCGUAACUUUCAUUAAUGAGAAAUGUGGCACCAACCGCGAUGAACAGGGUCAACUUACUUCUAAAGCUGGUAUAGUUGAAUCUCUAGAUACCUUGGUGAAGAAGUUUGUGAGUGCUGACAACGAUGAAAAGAAAGCUGUCUUUUCUCGACUUGUAGAGAAAGUUAAUAAGCUUAAGGGUUCCGACCUAAGCUAUGGCAACCUCUACUUGAAACUUGCUAAGACUACUAUGGAAAAGGGUGCAGACUAUCCGAAGAACGAGAUUCAACGUCUUGAGGGCAUGCUUCGAAAGUCAAUAAGUGCAGCAAAGGCAGAUGAAUUCACCCUCAAGAAGAACAUCUUAUCUACCUUUGUUUGAUCUUAUGAUUAUAGAAUAGUCAAUGCUUUCAUUAAUUUCUAUCAGGAGAUAUGGGCAAUUUCUGAGUGUAUAGAUGCUACAACCCAAGUUUUCUUAUGACCAUGCCCUCUAAAUUUGAUGUAAUCUUUUAUUCAUUUUUUCAUUGUUCUUGUACCAAAUUGUAAAAAUUGAAGCAAAUGAUUGACUUUCAUUUGAGGAAUCAUAUUAUAAAUCUUCUAUUAGAAUGACUA